UGAAAACAAGAAGGCGGUCCAUCAGAUGCCAACGAACGUUACAUACGAUGCACCUCUAUCCCCUAUAUCUAUCAUUAACCUCAUUCUCACAAUUCGUCCAUUUGGUUUUUCUCUAAGUACUUUGCUCUCAAUUCCCAGCUGCCAUGGGGGAAGAUGCGGAGCCGGGGUACGACAGGGUGAACACACCGAAAUUCAAAGGGAAAGGAGGCCUCAGAGCUACUUCUUUCAUUUAUGCUUUGGUGGCAUUGGAGAACAUGGGAUUUGUAGCAAACAUGGUGAGCUUGGUCCUCUACUUCUCCUACAAGAUGUAUUUUGAUCUCUCCAACGCAGCAAACACGCUCACAAACCUCAUGGGAUCAACUUUCUUGCUCUCCAUCGUUGGUGGCUUCAUUUCCGACACUUACAUCAACAGGUUCCACACCUGUCUCAUUUUUGGGACGAUUGAAGUCUCGGCUCUAACAAUGAUGACAAUCCAAGCUCACAAUAGCAGUUUGCUACCGUUGCCUUGUGGCAAGCCAAACUGCAAACUGGAAGGGGGUAUGGCCGUGUACUUCUACGCAUCGCUGUGUUUGCUGGCACUGGGCGUAGGUGGGGUGAGGGGCUCCCUUCCCGCCCUUGGAGCUGAUCAAUUCGACGCAAAGGACCCAAAGGAGGCAAAGGGUCUGGCCAGCUACUUCAACUGGCUCUUGCUCAGCACAGUGAGUGGUGGGACAGUUGGAGUUACUGUCAUUGUUUGGGUUGCCACCAACAAAAACAACCAGAAUUGGUGGAAGGGCUUUGUCAUCACCACUGUUGGCGCUUUUGUUGGUUUUAUAUUUCUUGCUGUUGGAAAGCCUUUCUACCGUCUUCAGAUCCCCAAAGACAGCCCUCUGGUCAGAGUUGCACAGGUCAUAGUCGUUGCGAUAAAAAAUCGCCGUUUGCCACAUCCAGAGAGCCCGAGUGAGUUGUACGAGGUGAACGAUAAAGAUCCAGAAUCGAUCUCAAAAAUUGCUCAUACUGAACAAUUUAGGUGGCUGGACAAAGCAGCAAUUCUUCCCCAAAACACACAGCCCUCAGAAUGGAAAGUUUGCACAGUAACACAGGUGGAAGAAGUAAAGGUCCUAACAAGAAUGCUGCCAAUCAUAGCCAGCACAAUCAUAAUGAACACAUGCAUGGCACAGCUCCAAACCUUCUCAGUCCAACAAGGCUACCGAAUGGACCCGUAUCUCGGCUCGUUCCAAGUCCCUGCUGCAUCCAUCCCUGUCAUUCCCCUCGUCUUCAUGGUCAUCCUCAUUCCAAUCUAUGACAGAGUUUUCGUGCCAUUUGCUCGUAAGUUCACAAAGCAUCCGUCAGGCAUCACGCAGCUCCAACGUGUGGGUGUCGGCCUAGUUCUGUCGGCCCUCUCCAUGUCGAUAGCAGCAUUGGUGGAAGUGAAGAGACGGCACCAAUCUCUGAAGAAUCCCUUGAAACCCAUCAGUCUUUUCUGGCUCUCUUUCCAGUAUGGUGUUUUCGGUAUUGCUGAUAUGUUUACUCUUGUGGGAUUGCUGGAAUUCUUCUACAAAGAAGCACCUGCCGGAAUGAAGUCGCUCUCCACUUCUUUCACAUGGAUUUCGCUGGCGUUUGGGUACUUCUUGAGCAGUGUUUUGGUGGAUGCUAUAAACUCGGUGACGAAGAGCAUCACGCCUAGCAAACAGGGGUGGCUGCAUGGACAGGACCUGGACAGGAACAAUUUGAAUCUGUUCUAUUGGUUUUUGGCAAUCCUGAGUGUUGUCAACUUCUUCCACUACCUCUACUGGGCAGUAUGGUACAAGUACAAGAAGGACGGCAGCGACAACGUUUUUGUCAUCAAGGAUGGCAACCCAGUACCACAUUCCAUCAGCGGUGUGCCUUUUCUGAAGGCGGAAGACGACGACGUGUCUAAGGCCACAACCGUGGAGGACACCAGCGAGAGAAACUGAUGCAUUUGGUGAAGACAGAGGGUUGAAAGACAUGAAGCAGGAAAUGGAUCAUCAGCAAAGACAGAGUUGGAGUUGGCCAAUUUUUUUUUUUUUUUCUGUUUUUCGAUUUAUGAUCAUGUUAUGAGGAACAUGUCUGGAUUUCAUAGUUAGAUAAACUCCAUUACAAUAAUAAGACGAUUUUUUGCUGAUGCUAAAAUAGAAU
This is a messenger RNA of Sesamum indicum (sesame), 2139 nucleotides long. RefSeq names its product protein NRT1/ PTR FAMILY 4.5. Gene Ontology annotation, molecular function: transmembrane transporter activity. Gene Ontology annotation, biological process: transmembrane transport. The record is from RefSeq and is a predicted model, not a curated record. NCBI's taxonomy places the organism in Eukaryota, Viridiplantae, Streptophyta, Magnoliopsida, Lamiales, Pedaliaceae. Gene Ontology annotation, cellular component: membrane.